Zea mays is the source of this 1780-nucleotide messenger RNA. RefSeq names its product Superoxide dismutase [Fe] 3 chloroplastic. Gene Ontology annotation, molecular function: metal ion binding; superoxide dismutase activity. Gene Ontology annotation, biological process: superoxide metabolic process. Lineage: Eukaryota; Viridiplantae; Streptophyta; Magnoliopsida; Poales; Poaceae. The record is from RefSeq and is marked validated. Gene Ontology annotation, cellular component: chloroplast nucleoid. The transcript has 9 exons. The coding region runs from base 189 to 644 and encodes 151 amino acids.
GAUUUGGAUAGCGCGGCGCAGAGAAAAAUGGCGGCUUCGGCUCUCCACCUCCACCGCCGGCGGGUGUGAAGCUUCAGCAGAGGCAGCUGCGCUCGCGGCAGGGUGGCCUAUCUCGAAGACUUUUGAAAGUUGUGUCCUAUUACAGUCUCACAACUCCACCAUAUAAACUGGAUGCUCUGGAACCUUACAUGAGCAAGAGGACAGUUGAACUUCACUGGGGUAAGCACCAUCAAGAUUACGUGGAUGGCUUGAAUAAGCAGCUGGCUACCAGCCCUCUGUAUGGAUAUACGCUGGAGGAUCUGAUAAAAGAAGCCUACAACAAUGGCAAUCCAUUACCAGAAUAUAACAAUGCAGCACAGGUCUGGAACCAUCACUUCUUCUGGGAAUCGAUGCAACCAGAAGGUGGUGGCUUACCUGAGGGAGGUGUGCUGCAGCAGAUUGAAAAGGAUUUUGGCUCGUUUACUAAUUUUAGGGAAGAGUUUAUCCGCUCAGCCUUACAACUAUUGGGGUCUGGUUGGGUUUGGCUUGUCUUGAAGAGAAAUGAGACAAAGCUUUCAGUGGUUCAUACACAAAAUGCUAUCUUCCCACUUGCUUUUGGUGAUAUCCCAAUCAUCAACCUAGACUUAUGCAUGCUUACUACUUAGACUACAAGGAUGAUAGGCUAACAUAUGUUACAAACUUUAUGGGCCAUCUCAUCUCUUGGCAUACUAUCACUCUACGCAUGAUGCGUGCAGAGUCUUUUGUGAACCUUGGUGAGCCUAAUAUUCCGGUGGCAUGAGCUACAGAUACACCCUAGUUAUCAUCAUGAGGCAUCCUUUGGAUACGUCGGGUCAAAUCCUGCUGGAGGAACCAGAGACAUGCUUAUCACUCGAAUGCCAUACACGCAAAGAUAAGCUGCAUGCUUGAUUUUCACCACUGCCCUUGGAUAUUGCUACAGGGAAACCACUAGUCAGCAUCCAAUCUGAAGAUGUGCAGCAAUGCAGCUUUAGAAGCUCUGGGAGCUGGUAGGUAGCGAUCCAACUUGGGCUUCGAAGCCAUGGCGCUUUCGCUAGAUGGCUAUGCCCGUGGCACGAUCUGGAGCAGCAGACCAGACGCUACUGGUGACAGAUGAUUCAGACAUGAAAAGAUUAAAUUGUGCCCGGCCCUAUGACACUCGAACAGGGUUCCCCAGGACCCUGAAUUCUGCUGUCAUCACAGACAAAACGAAGGACACGAAGAAUAGAUUGUGUCGGAUCGGUAGCAGCAGUGACAGGUAAACUACGCGAACGAAUGCCUUGUGUUUGGAAUCGGAAAUCGGGUGAUAACAAUAGCAAUGACAAAAGGGUGUGGUGGUUCAACUGAAAUCAUGGCGCUACGACAUGCAUGCUUUAUUAGGUUUGCCACAACCAGACUAAAAGGAGACAGGCUACUGAAACUGAAUCAUCAUCAUCAUCAUCAUCGUCACUAGGGUAAGGUAGAAGUGGCGGAGGCGAUCUCCAUCUGCGUCUCGAUCGUCCUCUGAGCUGGAGCCGGGCUAGUCGCAGCAGCAGCAGAGGCAGUCGAGGCAGCACUCGCAGGUCUCGUAGCAGCAGAAGCAGCACAGCGCCGUGAAGAUGCUGCCACACCACACACGUACGGGUUGAGCAACACAGCAGGAGUUAGUUCGGCAGAAAGAAAAGAAAAGAAGUGUAGGCAUCUGAUGGAGUUCUGUCUGAGACGCACGGAGCCCUGACUCACCAGGCAUAGAGGCAGCCCUUCUCCUCGUGCCUCUUCUGGCAGUGCUCGUAGUAGGACAUGUCCU